AUGAGGAAUCUUUACCAAGUGGCAAGGUGCUGCUAUCCCAUUUCUCAGGAGCCAGAAUGUUUUAGCUUCUUCAUUCUCAGCACAGUGAUGGAAAACUCAUCCUCUUCUGGUACUGUCCACCCAAUAGUCUUCUGUUCCAAAUAUGAAAUACAUACUGAUUCUGAGAAAAAAAACGUGAGUGAUGCUGGCAAAGAACACAUGGAAAAUGUUCUGGAAGAAUACUCGCAGAAAGGUAGAGGUGUGCAGAAGAGGCUGAAUGAAACUACUCAGCUACAUGAGCAACAGAAAAUUGAUUUAAGACUGAUCACUGCUGAUUUGCAGAGCAAACUGAUGGAAGUGCAAUUGGAAAGAGAUGCGCUUCAGGAUACCAGACACAAGGAAUCCUGGAGCCAAGAGAAUGUAAAAAUGCAGCUAAAAAAUAUCAUUCAGGAGCUAGAAGCUGCCAACCAGCUGGACGAGGAGAUGCUGAAGGAGGCUGACAGCCAAACUGAGCAUCUGAAAAAGAUGGUACACAGUCAUGAGGAAGUACUUCUGGAACUAUGUGGAAUCCUAAUGGACUACGAAGACAGCACAGGCAAGAAACUGUAUGAGCAUGAGAAUAUUACUAGCUUACACAUCCACAACCUUAGCACAGCAUUUGCUGAUGUCCUGCGAGAUUUAGACUCAGAGGGGUCGUACUUCAAAGAAAAGAUUGUCCUGGUGGAAGAAGAACUUGAGUCAUUGAAAAAAGGUUCACAGACUCAAACCCAACUUUUCUUUCAGCAACAUCAAAAUAAGGUAGCUCAGCUACUAGGGGAACAUGAACAGGAGGUGGCAGCACUAACUGACAAAGCUAACAGUGCGUGCAGCUAUGCAAAUAGUAUCCAAAACCAUGUGAAAGUCACUCAAGAACAAACAAGAAACCAAAAUUCAGUGCAGCACAUGGAAUCUACAGUUUCUCAACUGGGUUCUGAAUUACAAGAAGCUAAGAGGAUGCAUGAAGACAAGGUGCAUAUGGAUGAUUUAUUCAAAGAUCUUGAGAGGCACUUGGACCUUGCUCGUUCUGAGAUAGGAGAAGCUUGGACAGGACAGCAUCAACGCAACCAAGAACCUGGAAAUCUGAAUGACUAGAUUAAUGAAUUGUUGACUGAACUUCAUAAAAGAGAGAGAGGACUAGGUCUAGAAAAAGAGCACAAAAUGCAAUUUUGGAGUCGGAACACAGACAACAGCAUCACCAUGGACCACCUAAGGACAGAACUAGACAACACAAACAUGCAGUUGCAGCGCGUGGAAAACUCAGUGAAGGAAAUGAGGGCUGAAUGUCGCAGGCAGAUGGAGCGCCAGGUCGAUGGAUGUGACUAAGGGAAAAAUGAAAGCACUGGAAGAAUCUCUUCUUGGACUGUCCAGCUGGAGUCAACCAAGGAAACACUCCAUAAAGUUCAAGAAGAUCUUAGAGCUGAACCGAUCGAUUUGGAGACCACUGAGAAAACAGUGUCCAAUCUGACAGCCUGUUUGCAGGAGGACAGAGCCCUUGAGGGUGCCAAUAAGGAAAUCAAGAAGCUAUAUUCACAACUUGGCAGCAGGAUCCAGGAGCUCCGGCAUCUGGAGAAUGAAGAGGCCCGUUUACACGAUGCAGAGUGUGAAACACUGAAACUGCAGCUGUUAGAAAAGGAAAGGAUUGAGAUCUUCCAAAAGCAAAUUGAUAACAUGACCCAGACUGUGGGCCAGCACAGUCAAACUGCUGGAGCAAUGGAAGCUGAGAAAUCUCAGCUCGUAAAAGAGAGAAAUGACUGGAAACUCAAAGUAGAAGAACUUAAGGUUGCAGAGGAUGAGAAGGAAGACAAGAUACGUGAAAUAGAGGCCAGACCAAGUGAGCUAGAACUGGAAAAGUUUGAACGGACAGACACAGGCAGUGAGAGGCUCCAUGCACUUCAUGACAUGAAACUGGAAAAAGACCAGCUAAUGAAUGAAUUCCAAGCCGGUCGGAGUGAGCUAGCUGGCUUUGCAG
Eurypyga helias (sunbittern) is the source of this 1987-nucleotide messenger RNA. RefSeq names its product coiled-coil domain containing 158 (gene CCDC158). Lineage: Eukaryota; Metazoa; Chordata; Aves; Eurypygiformes; Eurypygidae. The record is from RefSeq and is a predicted model, not a curated record.